AUGAUUGCCAGUGGCCCAACGGACGAGGACUCCAACCGAGCAAGGAAGUUGCAUGCUCAGCAACUUGAAAUUCAUGCUGUUGGAUGUAGCAAGGAGAGGGAGGACAUACCGGAGAUCAUCUUUGGUCCCCGGGACACGGAGGGAGUAGAAGUCCCUCAUAACGACACCCUGAUCAUCCAAGUGGUAAUAGCUAAUUACACUAUUUUUCGAACUUUUGUAGAUACAGGCAGCUCGAUGAACAUUAUGUUCAAGAAAGCAUUCGACAAGAUACAAAUCGAUCGCAACAAGUUGCAGCCCAUGACCACUCCUCUAUACGGGUUCACCAGCAACGAAGUGUUGCUGAUCGGCCAGGCGCGGCUGGUCAUAUCACUUGGAGAAGAGCCACUGAAGCGGAUGAGGACCACGAAUUUCAUCGUGGUGGAUGCGCCGUCGGCGUACAACGUCAUAUUGGGGUGA
Zingiber officinale is the source of this 456-nucleotide messenger RNA. RefSeq lists its product as uncharacterized. Lineage: Eukaryota; Viridiplantae; Streptophyta; Magnoliopsida; Zingiberales; Zingiberaceae. The record is from RefSeq and is a predicted model, not a curated record. The coding region runs from base 1 to 456 and encodes 151 amino acids. The transcript has a single exon.